AUGUCAUACUUCAUGUCCAACGCCGACGUUCUGACUCGUACCCUGUGGUCCCCACUUCUAACUGAGCGGCUGCCAGCUAUCACUCCGCCGUCGGUAUUCGCCGAUUGGCAACGCGUCCCCCACGACUACGAUGGGCUGUGCUCCUGGAUGUUAGUCAACAGAACAGACGAGGGCGUGAGGGCGACGCACCCGUAUGUGCUUCUAUACUCUCCAACGGUAUGCCCUGUGAAAGGGGAGGACGUUCGCGUUGUGUUGCGGUUCCAUGGGGUGGUAGAGUCGCUGAAUAUUUCGCCUACGGGCAAUUAUAACGGCCGCAAGGAAGCGGCGCCGAGAGCGGUCCAGUUCCUAUCACUCACCGGCUCUUCGUGGAACCUGCCGUUCGACGACCAGCGCCGCUCUCUGGAGAAUAUCCGCGCGUACGUCGGGACGGUGCUCAACUGUACGGUCGAAGACACAACUCGUCGCCCGGGCACCAUAUACUUCCAGCGCCUGGUGUUCACGAAGGUUCGGAGAGACGCACCUUCGGCAGUUAAGUCGGCGCUGGUGUAUGGAGACGACCCGCACGGGUGGGCUUCCGCUAUACAGAACGACUGGGUGGUAGGUCACAAGAUCUUCACCGCCCUAUACGACGAGCAAGGCAAGCCCACGAAGAAGCCCUACACGAUUAUACGAGUGGGUGACUUCGUCGAGGUUAGCGCUUCUGUCGACAUCAUCAAAUAUCGCAAGCGCAGCGGAUGGGCCACAGAAGCUCGGCUGAGCGUUCAACAAGUCAUACGCGUAGCUGAUAAGGCGACGGUAGAGAUGGCGCACCCGCCCCCCCCGAGCAACCGAGUCGUCACGGAUCAGCAGGCAGCGGCUCACAUUUUCGCUUUAGUGGGCACGGCCUCCGUACAGCAAGACGAUCCGAAUGCGAUGCAGACGUAG
Messenger RNA from Trametes versicolor FP-101664 SS1, 924 nucleotides. RefSeq lists its product as uncharacterized. Bases 1 to 924 code for a protein of 307 amino acids. The transcript is spliced from 5 exons. The record is from RefSeq and is a predicted model, not a curated record. Lineage: Eukaryota; Fungi; Basidiomycota; Agaricomycetes; Polyporales; Polyporaceae.